CGGGCCGCGCACCGCGUUCGCCUGUGCUACCGGGACGAGGCCUAUCGCCAGCGCACCGAGGCGCGCACCAAGUGUCUCAUCGCGGACGCGACGUCCCCCACGAGCUCCAGCACGAGCGUGCUGCUGGCCAAGAAGGCGCUCAAGUACCGCAAGGUCUACGACCGCAUGACGGGCGUGGACGUGAACGACCCCAACUUCAACGUGUUCGAGUUCCUGGGCGUCGACUGGUGCAAGACACCGUCCGUCGAGACCUCGAGCCACGUA
Molecule: messenger RNA, 264 nt
Organism: Phytophthora sojae
Lineage: Eukaryota; Oomycota; Peronosporomycetes; Peronosporales; Peronosporaceae
Exons: 1
Source: RefSeq, a predicted model, not a curated record